Messenger RNA from Ipomoea nil (Japanese morning glory), 2739 nucleotides. RefSeq names its product phospholipase D alpha 1-like. Gene Ontology annotation, cellular component: plasma membrane. Bases 169 to 2661 code for a protein of 830 amino acids. The transcript is spliced from 6 exons. Gene Ontology annotation, biological process: phospholipid catabolic process; phosphatidylcholine metabolic process. The record is from RefSeq and is a predicted model, not a curated record. Gene Ontology annotation, molecular function: D-type glycerophospholipase activity; calcium ion binding. NCBI's taxonomy places the organism in Eukaryota, Viridiplantae, Streptophyta, Magnoliopsida, Solanales, Convolvulaceae.
CUUUCUUCAUCUACAAAUGUAUGUUGUAAUUUGAUAUCCAUUAUACAUAUAUAGCCUUAUUUUUUUGUUGAUCUGGAAAAGGGAUGUCGAAUCUAUGACAUUAUAACAUAAAGUCAUAGGUCGGUGUUCGCGGAUCACGAAGUCUUGAGCGUAUUACGUGAAUCAACUAUGGGGCAGCAAUUGUUGCAUGGGACACUAUAUGCAACCAUCUUUGAGGUUGAUAAGAUAUCGAGUGGUCUCUUUGAUUUUUGUAGUACUGUUCAGGAUUCCUCUGCAAAAUCGUCAACCAAAAAGUUCCUCAACAGCAUCAAGAGAUUCAUAUUGUGUAGGCCAGAGAUUACAGGUACUAAGCUCUAUGCAACCAUUGAUCUAGACAAGGCAAGAGUGGGGAGGACCCAAGUGGUAGAAAACCACCAUUACCACCAUUCCAAUCCCAUAUGGAACGAGUCAUUCCGAAUCUACUGCGCCCACGCAAUCUCCCACGUCAUUUUCACGGUGAAAUAUGACGACCCAAUCGACGCCACGCUCAUCGGAAGAGCCUAUCUCCCGGCGGCGGAGGUGGUGAACAAGUACGUGGUGGACACAUGGCUCCCAAUUCUCGACGAAGAAGGCAUUCCCAUCCACGGCCACCCAAGAAUCCACAUCAGAUUACAAUACUCGAGCGUAAAAGAAGAAGACGAUUGGUCUAGAGGGAUCCCGGCGCCGGAUUCCGGCGCCGUCCCGUUCACCUUUUUUAAGGAACGGCAAAAUUGCAGCGUCAGGCUUUACGCCGACGCCCACGUCCCCGACGACAAGAUGGCUAAGUAUCUCCAAGAUCAGGGCUUCGCCGACCCCGAUCGGUGCUGGGAAGACAUUUUUCAGGCGAUCGUUAAUGCCCGGCAUUUGAUUUACAUCACGGGGUGGUCCGUUUACACGAAGAUAUCGUUGGUUAGAGACCCGGCGAGACAGAAACCCGGCGGGGAGAUGUUUCUCGGCGAUCUGCUAAAGACGAAAGCCAAGGAAGGGGUUAACGUUCUGGUCCUGGUUUGGGACGACCGGACAUCCAUCGAGGUUUUCAAGAGGGAUGGAUUAAUGGCAACCCACGACCAAGAAACCUACGAUUAUUUCCGGGAUACGGGUGUCCAUUGUUUCCUAUCCCCGAGAAAUUCCGAUUACGGGAGCUCCAUUCUGCAAGGAAUCCAGUUCACCACCAGAACAACAGUGUUCACUCACCACCAGAAAACACUGAUAGUGGAUAGCGAGCUCCAUGGCGGCGGCAGUUCUGGAAAGCGGACUAUUCUUAGUUUCCUGGGUGGGAUUGAUCUCUGUGACGGCCGGUAUGAUACCAGGGAACAUUCGUUAUUCCGGACAUUAAACACAACCCACAAGGAGGAUUUCCACCAGCCCAAUUUCCUAGGAGCGAAUGUGAAUAAAGGCGGCCCGAGGGAGCCCUGGCACGACAUUCAUUGCAGGUUAGAAGGCCCUGCGGCCUGGGAUGUGCUCUAUAAUUUCGAGCAGAGAUGGAAGAAACAUAUCGGGGAUAAGUACAUAUACUCCAUGAAGGAGCUCCAAGGAUUAACUAUCCGCCCCUCAGAAUUCCCGGUUUCGGAUGAUCCCGAGAGGUGGAACGUUCAGAUUUUCCGGUCCAUCGACGGGAACGACGCCGCUGGGUUCCCCGGGAACCCCGUGGAGGCAGCGGAGAGUGGGCUGAUAACUGGGAAAAACCACGUGAUUGAUCAUAGCAUUCAAGAUGCAUAUAUCAAUGCCAUUCGUCGCGCCAAGAAUUUCAUCUACAUUGAGAACCAGUACUUCCUGGGGAGCUCGUAUGGAUGGAGUGCUUCAAAGGAGUUCAAAUUGGAGGAUAUUGGCGCGAUUCAUUUGAUCCCGAAGGAGCUGAGUUUGAAGAUUGUGAGCAAGAUUGAGGCCGGGGAGAGGUUCACGGUGUACGUUGUGAUCCCGAUGUGGCCGGAAGGGGUGCCGGAGAGUGAAAGUGUGCAGGCGAUUCUUGAUUGGCAAAGGAGGACGAUGGAGAUGAUGUACACUGAUAUUGCUUCUGCUUUGAACGCUAAGGGAAUUUCUGCAGAUCUUAGGGAAUACUUGACGUUCUUUUGCCUGGGGAAUCGCGAAAUCAAGCUCCCAGAUGAGUAUGAUCCUCCUGAGAAGCCUAGUCCUGACAGUGAUUAUGCCAGGGCUCAAGAAUCCAGGCGCUUCAUGAUCUAUGUCCACUCCAAAAUGAUGAUAGUUGAUGAUGAGUACAUUAUAAUUGGAUCUGCCAACAUCAACCAACGCUCAAUGGACGGGGCGAGAGACUCAGAGAUCGCGAUGGGAGGGUACCAACCGAUGCACCUGGCACGCCCUGAUCAACCGGCUAGAGGGAAGAUUUUCGGGUUCAGAAUGGCCUUAUGGUGUGAGCACAUGAACUAUGUAGACGACUCGUUCUUCCACCCUGAAAGUCUAGAAUGCGUGAAGACAGUAAACGCCAUUGGCGACGAGAACUGGAGCAUGUAUAUAAGCGCGACGCAGGAGAAAGAUCUUCCAGGCCAUCUUCUCACCUACCCUGUACAUAUCUCACCAAAGGGAGAGGUCCAAGGACAUGCAGGAGUGGAAAGCUAUUUCCCAGACACCAAAGCUCCCAUUCAUGGCACCAGAUCUGUUUAUCUCCCACCAAUCCUCACUACUUAAUUUGGGGUUCCAAGAAAUGCACUUCAGACAUUAAUAUUUCUUCCAAUGUGACAAAAAAAGUAUUAAGGUUACCUUAAA